CGGGCGAACGCUCCAACUCCCAGGAGCGCAGCAGCGUGCCCUGGGGAGCCAGCCGGCCGCGGUCCACCUCCAGGGACGGGCGCAGCGGAAGCCAGGGACGCGCCUCCCGCCAGUCUCCUUCUCCGACAGCUCUCCGGGCCCCUCGCUUUGAUCCCACCGCUUUCGUGAAGGCCAAGGAGCGGAAACAGAAGGAGAUCGAACAGAAAAACAAACGGAGUCUUCAUCGGGCCAUGGGAGACACCCCUCCCAGUGGCUGGUACCACCACACCCAGCUCAGGGGCGCCUCGGCCCUCCCCGGCGGAAGCAACCAUGGGAAGCCGCGCGGCCGCAGCUCUUCAGUGGAAAGUUUCCGCAGCAAACGCACCUCGGCCAGCUCAGGGAGUGAGAUGGAGGAUUAUUCGGAACCCGUUGCACCAAGAGGCAGGAAACGACUAGGCAGGAACAGGAAGCCCUUCAGCUCUUCGUCUUGGAACGGCCCCACGGCGGGUCCCCGUGUGGACAAAGCUCACAAGAAACGCUUCUCAAGCACCCCAAACACAGGGAAGGCCAGGGGGAAAGGCAGAACGGCUGGCGUCUCGGAGGAGACCUUGGAAAACUCAGAGAACCUCUACGAGGACCCCUCGGCGGAUCUCUCCGAGAUCGACGCCCGUCUCCAGGCGCUGCAGGAGUACAUGAAUAAGCUGGAGACCCAGACGUAGCCCGAGCGAUGGAGCCGAGCCGGCGCGAUUCCUUUUGCCUAGCUAGGUCUGGUCCAAACGUAGAAGAUGCCCCUGCUCUCGCUGUCCUGCUCGCCCGUCUCCCUUCUACGUCCUCGAGGGGGAGGGCGGGGCAGGGGGACAGACAGCGGCUGCCUUGCAAAAUCCCAGGUUUGAAAGCCUUCCUACGAACAAUUUCAUUAAAGUUUUCU
Messenger RNA from Thamnophis sirtalis, 907 nucleotides. The record is from RefSeq and is a predicted model, not a curated record. Lineage: Eukaryota; Metazoa; Chordata; Lepidosauria; Squamata; Natricidae.